GCCAGCUCUUCAUACCCAUUCUGCAGGUGACAGCCGGUGAGAAGAGAAGUUAUGGCCGCUUACAAGCUAGUCCUUAUCCGUCACGGAGAGAGCACCUGGAACCAAGAGAAUCGCUUCUGCGGCUGGUUUGACGCAGAUCUCAGCCCCACCGGUCAGCAAGAGGCAGAGCGAGGAGGGCAGGCGCUGAAAGAGGCUGGCUAUGAAUUUGAUAUAUGCUAUACAUCCGUGCUCAAGAGGGCAAUCCGCACUUUAUGGCUGGCUUUAGAGGGCAUUGACCAGAUGUGGCUGCCUGUUGUAAGGACAUGGCGUCUGAACGAGAGGCAUUAUGGUGGCCUGACGGGUCUCAACAAAGCAGAGACGGCGGCUAAACAUGGAGAGGAGCAGGUCAAGAUCUGGAGACGAUCCUUUGACAUUCCUCCUCCUUCCAUGGAUCCAGAUCAUCCUUAUUACAGCAUCAUCAGCAAGGACCGUCGCUAUGGCGAUUUGACCGAAGACCAGCUCCCAAGCUGUGAGAGCCUGAAGGACACCAUUGCCAGAGCUCUGCCCUUCUGGAAUGAUGAAAUUGUCCCACAGAUCAAGCAGGGGAAGAGGGUUCUCAUCGCAGCGCAUGGCAACAGUCUUAGAGGAAUUGUUAAGCACCUUGAAGGUAUGUCGGAAGAAGCGAUCAUGGAGCUGAACUUGCCUACUGGUAUCCCUAUCGUUUACGAGUUGGACAAGAACCUGAAGCCCAUCAAACCAAUGCAGUUCCUGGGGGACGAGGAGACGGUGCGGAAGGCCAUGGAAGCUGUCGCUGCCCAAGGCAAAGCCAAGAAAUAAAUCUUCAUUCAUAGAAUGGAGGCAGCCGCCAUCCCUUAGUUUACUGUCCCCAGAUACUUCACAUUUAGGGAUUCUGAAAUACAGCUGCACGUGAGAGCUCACCCAGGGAACACGCCAUCCAUUUAAUGUUUUAACCCUUUUUCUGUUCACUGCAUUGUGGGACGCGGUAGAUUUGAAGUCUAGUAUCUUGAUAUGUAUAUCAUUGUCACUCAAUUAGAUUUAAGUGCAGUAUACCGCCGAUGAGGGUUUUUCCUAUCCUGUGCGUGGACCAAAUUUACAACGGUUAAUUGUAUUGGUUUGAUGUUAAUAAAGGGCACAUUUUUGUUUGGUUUUUACAUUUUAUAAUUUUGGUUUUUCAUGGUACUGUAAUUUUUUUUCCACUGAAAAUGCACGUCAGAACCCUAUGUUAUCCGCGUGAUGUGCAAGUCACAUCAUGCUUAUAUCUGCAAAAUUGUGUUCUACGUAGUCCAUGUUUUCACUUGUAUGAACCGAUUAUUCUUUGGGUGAUCUGAGCUUUAAAGCCUACUGUAGUGGCUUGGUUACAAAAAACAAAAUUGAUAUGAAUCAAGAGAGCGUAACAAACCCAUAUAUAUUGUGUUAUGAUGUUAACAGAACGGCCGUUUUUAAGGUUUUUUUUUUGUUUGUUUUUUUUGAGAUUAGAAUAACUUUUGUACUUUUUACGUUGGAUGGUGCGAGCAUGUAUAUAAACUUCACCAUCCCUGCCUUCCCAACAAUUCUACAUUGUGUCACGUUAACAAGGCUGGCAAAAAUGAGCAACUGUUUGGAAAUGGCAUAUUGCUGGGAUACAGAAAAUGUAAACGCAAAUUGUUUUAUUCCAAAUACUUUUCAAAAAGCCAUAUUUAAAAAAACAAAAAAAACCACACAAUCUAUAUAGUUUCAUGCUCUCUUGAUGGCAGCUUAUUUUUUGAUCAGCGCUGUUUUAAAUCUUCAGGAUUUCUAACCUUGUGCUAGCUUGUCACCGUUCUCCCAAUAACGUUCCUAAAAACCUGAUGGGCGAUGGUCAAUAUAUUGAUAUUGGGAUGAUUACUGUUGCUACACAAUCUGUAUUUUAGAAUUCCUACCAAGCAUGAUAUCCUUUUCCAGUCCGAUAUGUUGGAUCCGUUUUGGAUGCAGAUUUCCUCUCCUUGUGUCUUGUGGCGAUGGCAUCGGUGCUCCUCGGCAUGGACACAGCGGGGUCUUUGCACAUGUUUACUGUAGUAUUUCCACCAUAGAGAUGUCAUUUUUUUCAAAUCAUUUCAAUAAAGGAGUGAUGUGCAAUAAA
Molecule: messenger RNA, 2098 nt
Organism: Spea bombifrons (plains spadefoot toad)
Lineage: Eukaryota; Metazoa; Chordata; Amphibia; Anura; Pelobatidae
Gene: PGAM1
Product: phosphoglycerate mutase 1
Exons: 4
Coding region: 52-816 (254 amino acids)
Biological process (GO): glycolytic process
Molecular function (GO): intramolecular phosphotransferase activity
Source: RefSeq, a predicted model, not a curated record